GGGCGCAGGCGUGGUAUUAAGGGGCGUUGUACUUAUGGUGCAUCAUUCCUAGAAGAAGCUGUUCAUAAAAUGUCCAAGUCAGGGGAAAAAGAAGAGCAGGAUGAUUUAAAGAGUAAAAUGAAGCAACUUCAGACUGAAUUAAAGCAAGCAAGAGAUAUGGUAAAAGAAGAUGAGAGUCAAGAAGAUGAAAGAGAGCUUCAAGAAAGUGGAUCAGAUAACCGUAGAUCAUUAAUGCAUGGAAGAGGAGAAGAAGGGGUUGCAUUAAUAGGUAUGGCCAAAUCGGCAGUACGAUAUCGGCUUAAUGAAGAAGUUGGGAAAAAUAGAUGGCUGAAAAAAGAGGUAGAAAGGUUGAAUGGUGAGGUGGCAACACUUGUGGCUCAGUUGGAGUCUGAAAGAAAAAGUGAAGAAGAUAAAAUUAAUGAUCUCACAACUCAACUAGUGAAUGUUCAGUCUGAGCUUGAUCAAACAAAAGUUGAGCUCCAACUUGCAAAAGAGUCUUUAGAGAGUAACAAUAGUGAUAUGGAGAAAUAUUUUCAGGAAAUGUCAAAAGAGGUUUCAUUGCUGACAAAAGAUAUUGGAAAUAAGAGAGAAGAAAUAAGAUACCAGCAAACACUGAUUGACCAAUUGGCUAAAGAGAGAGAUGAUGCAUAUGACACUGCAAGAAAUGAUCUGGAUUCAGAGAAGAAAAAGCUGGCUACUAUAGUUGAUACUUUGAGAAAUAAUCAUGAAAGACAAGUUGAUGGUUUUAAGCAAACAAUUACAGACCAGAAAGAGACAAUAGCAGUAUUGGAAGAUAAACUUUUUAAGGUUCAAUCUGAUGUAGUUGAUGAGAUAGAAAAGAAAAAAGUGAUUAAUGAUUUGACAAGAGAGAUGGAGUCAUUGAAGGAACAGUCAACCAGUGUAACAUCAGCUAGCAAUGUUGAAGUGGCAGCUCUUAAAAUAGAAAAGAACAAACUGUCACAAGAGAAAGAAGAAAUUGUGGUAGAGAAGGAUAGACUCCUACAGGAUAAAGAUAGACUACUACAAGAAAAAGACAGAUUAGUAAAUGAAAAAGAUAAGCUUGUACAAGAAAGAGACAAAACAUCAAAGGAAAAUGAGCAACUAAAGAAUCAGCUGUCUAUUGCAAAAGAUGAUUUAGAGAGAGAGAAAGAGAAAGCAGUCAGAGAGAAAAAGAAAGCGACACAAGAUAUGGAGACAAUAAGAAAGGAGAAGGAGAGACUAACACAGGAAAAAGAUCAGCUACGACAGGAUUUGGAUGAAGAAAGGGAGGCAGAGCAGGAGAUCGUUGAUGAGUACGAAGGAAAGUUAUUGAUUGCAAAAGAUGACAUCACUCAUUUAGAGUCAAUAAAUGUUAAACUGGAAAAUGAAAGAGGAAAUUUAGUGACUCAACUGGAGAAUGAGAAAGAUAAAGUUCAUGAGUUAAAUGUUCAACUAUUAAAGGCACAAUCUGAACUUGAUCAGACCAAGAAACAGCUGCAACAAGCAAGAGCAAAGGCUGAGGAAGAAAACACUGACUUGGACAAAAUGAUGGAGGAUAUGUCAAAUGAAAUGACAGGAUUAUAUGAAGAGCUUAGUAACAAGAAAGAAGUGAUAAGAUGCCAAAAGGCUCAUAUUUUACAAUUAUCAAAAGAAAAAGACGAUGCUGUGAUGAAUAGUUAUGAGUUAAGUCUUCAACUAUCAAAGGCGCAAUCUGAACUGGAUCAGACCAAGAAGCAGCUGCAACAAGCAAGAGCAGAGGCUGAGGGAGAAAUCACUGACAUAGAUAAAAUGGUGGAGGAUAUGUCAAAUGAAAUGACAGGAUUAACUGAAGAGCUUAGUAACAAGAAAGAAGUGAUAAGACGUCAAAAGUCUCAUAUUUUACAAUUGUCAAAAGAAAGGGAUGAUGCUGUUUGCCAAGCAGUUGAAUAUGCUAAAGAGAGGGACAGUGUAGCAGCUGAAUAUCAGAAGAAAGAGAAUCAAAGUAAAGCAGACCGUCAGAAAAAAAUUGAUGAAUAUCUGAGUGAAGCAGAACACUGGAAAAUACAAUUUGAAGUUGCAAGGGAAGAUUUUAAUUCUGAAAGAGCUGCGAGGGAGAAGGAGGCAAAAGCUGUUGAUGCAUUGAGAAACAAUCAGGAGAGUCUAGUAAAAGAAAUUGAUGACCUGAAGGAGAAGGUUGUUAAUCAACUGCGAACCAUAGCCAAGCUUGAGGACAGACUGAGCAAAUAUGAACCUGUUGAUAGGACAGAACAGCAACCUGGGCAUCAUGAACCCAAACUGGUACUGCCUCCUCAACCUUAUGUAGAUUUCACACCAUUGCCAAGGCCAGCAAAAAAGAUCCCCAAAAGAUUUUAGUCAACUACAGAUUCACAAACUUUGUUUU
Molecule: messenger RNA, 2359 nt
Organism: Amphimedon queenslandica
Lineage: Eukaryota; Metazoa; Porifera; Demospongiae; Haplosclerida; Niphatidae
Product: myosin-3-like
Exons: 14
Coding region: 70-2331 (753 amino acids)
Source: RefSeq, a predicted model, not a curated record